Messenger RNA from Pocillopora verrucosa, 1155 nucleotides. Its product is annotated as uromodulin-like. Gene Ontology annotation, molecular function: calcium ion binding. The record is from RefSeq and is a predicted model, not a curated record. Lineage: Eukaryota; Metazoa; Cnidaria; Anthozoa; Scleractinia; Pocilloporidae.
AAAAACCCACCGGGAAAGACCCUGAGGAACUAUUUAGUAUCUCCAAUAGGUCAGAAAUCGUAUCUGCCACGAAUGGCUUGGAAACAAAUCAAAGCCCACAUUAUAAUACUGUUAAUGGUGUCUGUCGCUCUCCGACAUCUUACCAGCCAGCAGUGUGGGACUGAUCUUCACUCAGUCUACCAGAUGAUGCUUCAAGGCCACACCUUUAAGACCUUGAAGACCCAACCAGGUACACUAGAAUGCAGACAGGCCUGCCUCGCUGAUAUCAGAUGCCAAAGCUAUAACGUCGUGUUCAAAGGGAUAUGUGAGUUAAAUAACAGAACUAAGGAGGCUAGACCGGACGAUUUUGUCAAAGACUUGGAGCGAUAUCACGUGAAAAGCUCAACAAGAGUCCCACUAGGUUCCGUUCCUGGGCUGCCAGCCGAUUCGUGUAAAGAAAUCAAGGCGAGUGAGGGUGGACAAGCGAUCAGCGGUAAUUAUUGGUUGGAUUCCACCAGAUCUGGAAAUUCUAUCUUAGCUCGCUGUGACAUGAAAACAGAGGUUGCAGAUUAUUGCAUCAAGCAUAAGUGUCAGAACAGUGCAGCAUGUGUAAACAGGCAUGUGAAUUACACGUGUGCGUGCACCUCAUCAGGAUGGACUUUACCCUACUGCGAAAAAGAUAUCAACGAAUGUACAGAAGGAUCUCACGAUUGCCAUCGUGACGCUACUUGUCAGAAUACUGCAGGCUCGUAUAGGUGUACAUGCAAUUCAGAAUACAUUGGUGAUGGACUGAAUUGCGAGCCUAAAGAAUGUAGCAACUACAAGGCUUUAAAUUCUCAUCAAAGGAAGAAAUCUUAUAAGUCACGUUCACCAUAUAGAUGCGACAAUAAACUGAAUACGAUGUGGUACCGUUUUACUGGAGCCGCAGGUACAAGAAUGCCCACUUCAUGUGUCACUUUCAAAAGAUGUGGCGGAAAGAGACCAGGUUGGUUGAGUGGUGGUCAUCCAAACAAAAUUGAUGGCAGAGUGUCCAGGACGGUUUAUUUCCGCUCGUCCAAUCACUGUAAAGUUAGAUCGAAGACUAUUCAAGUUAGAAACUGCGGUUCUUAUUAUGUCUACUACUUAAGCGCUGUAGACUCUGGUUCAAACUGCCAUCGUUUCUGUGGCACUGGAUAA